Messenger RNA from Peromyscus eremicus (cactus mouse), 4664 nucleotides. RefSeq names its product basonuclin zinc finger protein 1 (gene Bnc1). Gene Ontology annotation, cellular component: nucleus. NCBI's taxonomy places the organism in Eukaryota, Metazoa, Chordata, Mammalia, Rodentia, Cricetidae. Gene Ontology annotation, biological process: regulation of transcription by RNA polymerase I. Gene Ontology annotation, molecular function: zinc ion binding. The transcript is spliced from 6 exons. The record is from RefSeq and is a predicted model, not a curated record.
AUGCCGUUGCUGUCUUUAGCACCCCUCUGCUGUGAGGAGCUGUUCUUUCACCUCAAACUCCUGGUUACAGCUCUGCUCAGGUCCAUCCUAAUCAAAGAAACAGUAGGAAGCAGCCAAACCGUGGAAAAGUUCAUCUGUUCUCCCUAUUCUUGUAUGCGAAUUGUCUAUGUUGAUGUUCAUGGUCUCCCAAGUGUUGGACUCGCUGCUCCUCUUUCCGAUGCUCUUACGUUGUGUACAUACACGUGUUCUCUCUUAUAGGCUAUCGGCUGUACUCUGAACUGCAGUUGCCCAAGUUUCAAGCCUGGGAAAAUAAACCACCGACAGUGUGAACAGUGCAGGCACGGAUGGGUGGCUCAUGCGCUAAGUAAGUUGAGGAUUCCGCCCGUGUAUCCAACAAGCCAAGUGGAGAUUGUGCAGUCCAGUGUGGUGUUUGAUAUUAGCAGCCUCAUGCUCUAUGGGACCCAGGCCAUCCCUGUUCGCCUGAAGAUCCUCCUGGACCGGCUCUUCAGUGUGCUGAAGCAAGAUGAGGUUCUGCAGAUCCUUCAUGCCUUGGACUGGACCCUUCAGGAUUAUAUCCGUGGAUAUGUGUUACAGGAUGCUUCGGGGAAGGUGUUGGAUCACUGGAGCAUCAUGACCAGUGAGGAAGAAGUGGCCACCUUGCAGCAGUUUCUUCGUUUCGGAGAGACCAAGUCCAUAGUGGAGCUCAUGGCAAUCCAGGAGAAAGAAGAGCAGUCUAUCAUCAUCCCACCCUCCACAGGCAACGUAGACAUCAGGGCUUUCAUUGAGAGCUGCAGCCAUAGGAGUGCCAGCCUCCCCACUCCAGUGGACAAAGGCAGCCCCAGCAGCAUGCACCCUUUUGAGAACCUUAUAAGCAAUAUGACUUUCAUGUUGCCUUUCCAGUUCUUCAACCCUCUGCCUCCUGCUCUGAUAGGUUCACUGCCUGAGCAGUACAUGCUGGAGCAGGGUCAGGACCAAAGCCAGGACCCCAAACAGGAGCUGCACGGGCCCUUCUCUGACAGCAGCUUCUUAACGUCCGCACCAUUUCAGGUUGAUAAAGAACCGUGUCUAAAGUGUCCAGAUGUUGUUACCCCAAAAGAAGACAGUGCACACUUAAGCGACUCCAGCUCAUACAGCAUUGCCACUAAGCUUGAAAGGACACAGCUGUCCCCUGAGGCCAAAGUAAAGCCUGAGAGGAGCAGCCUGAGUGCGAAGAAGGGCCGGGUGUUCUGCACUGCCUGCGAGAAGACGUUCUAUGACAAAGGCACUCUGAAGAUCCACUACAACGCCGUCCACCUGAAGAUCAAGCACAAGUGCACUAUCGAAGGGUGCAACAUGGUGUUCAGCUCCCUGAGGAGCCGGAACCGACACAGCGCCAACCCCAACCCUCGCCUGCACAUGCCGAUGAACAGAAAUAACCGGGACAAAGACCUCAGGAACAGCCUGAACCUGGCGAGCUCCGAGACCUACAAGCGCCCGGGUUUCACGGUGAUGUCUCCAGACUGCGGGCCCCUCCCUGGCUACACCGGUUCAGUGGAGGACUCCAAAGGUCAGCCAGCUUUCUCGAGCAUUGGGCAGAAUGGCGUGCUGUUCCCGAACCUACGGACCGUCCAGCCAGUCCUUCCCUUCUACCGCAGUCCAGCCACUCCCGCUGAGCUGGCGAACACGCCUGGCGUGCUGCCCUCUCUCCCCCUCUUGUCCUCCUCGAUCCCAGAACAGCUGGUUUCCACAGAAAUGCCCUUCGAUGCUCUUCCCAAGAAGAAGUCCCGGAAGUCCAGCAUGCCUAUCAAAAUAGAGAAAGAAGCUGUGGAAAUCGCUGAGAAGAGACACAGUCUCAGCUCAGAUGAUGACAUGCCCCUGCAGGUAGUCAGUGAAGAUGAGCCAGAGGACAGCAGUCCUCAGUCAGACCGAGUGCCUGAGGAGCAGCAUACACAGCUAAGCUUAGAGAAGCCUUUCCCCCAAGGAGAAAGACCCUGCCAUCUUGAGUCUGUGACUGAGUCUCAGGGGGCUAUCAGCAGAACCCUUGAGCAGACCACACACACAGCGAGGGAGGCUGAGCAGAAGUUAGGAUUCACUUCAGUAAUGCCAAGAGAGGUGGAGGAUGGUGGCCAUGAGCGCCAUUUCACACCUGGACUGGGGCCCCAAAUUCCCUUUCCUGACUACAUGGAAUUGCAGCAGCGCCUACUGGCUGGGGGACUCUUGAGUGCUUUGUCCAACAGGGGGAUGACUUUUCCUUUUCUGGAAGAGUCUACAGAACUGGAACACCUGGGAGAGCAUGCCCCAGUGAGGCCAAAGGAAGAAAAUCGCUUUCAGUGUGACAUCUGCAAGAAGACCUUUAAAAACGCUUGCAGUAUGAAGACACAUCAGAAGAACACACAUGCCAAAGAGACACACACAUGCACAGUGGAGGGAUGUGCUGCUGCCUUCCCAUCCCGUAGGAGCAGGGACAGACACAGCUCGAACCUGAGCCUCCACCAGAAAGUAUUGACUGAAGAAGCAUUGGAGAGUAGUGAGGACCAUUUCCGUGCCGCUUACCUUCUGCAAGACGUGGCCAAGGAGGCCUAUCAAGAUGUGGCUUUCACACCACAAGCAUCGCAGACGUCGGUCAUCUUCAAGGGAACAAGUGGCAUGGGCAGUCUGGUUUACCCACUAGCUCAAGUUCACAGUGCCAGUCUGGAGAGUUACAACUCCGGGCCCCCUAGCGAGGGCACCAUCCUGGAUUUGAGCACUACCUCAAGUAUGAAGUCAGAGAGCAGCAGCCAUUCCUCCUGGGACUCUGAUGGGGUGAGCGAGGAAGGCGCCGCCCUUAUGGAGGACAGUGAUGGGAACUGUGAAGGCCAGAGCCUUGUCUCUGGGGAAGAUGAGUACCCCAUCUGUGUCCUGAUGGAGAAGGCCGACCAGAGCCUUGCUAGUCUGCCCUCCGGGUUGCCCAUAACCUGUCAUCUCUGCCAAAAGAUAUACAGUAACAAAGGGACCUUUAGAGCCCAUUACAAAACCGUGCACCUCCGCCAGCUCCACAAGUGCAAAGUGCCAGGCUGCAACACCAUGUUUUCGUCUGUUCGCAGUAGAAACAGACACAGUCAGAAUCCCAACCUGCACAAGAGCCUGGCCUCAUCUCCAAGCCCCCUCCAGUAACAAGCCAAAGACUCGGAUAGGUGUUUGCCCUGAGUUCAGGAAUAAGAGAAUCCAAAGAAUAAGGUAGUUGGACUGUUGAGUUCCAUUUCUCAUAAGCCAGAUGAAAGUGACUUGACUGUCCAGUCUUCUACAGCAGGAAAAGCACAAGGCGAGCCUGUGAGAAGCUGACACUGGGGUAGCCCUUCCUGCUAUUAUUUUUCUUAGCCCACGAGGUCUUCCACUGACACAGGAAAACACAGAAAGGCAGUUCCCUCAGAUUUGUUUACAUGUUCCCUAGGACACCUCCGGGUCUACAGACCAAGGAGGGAGUAGGGAUCAGGAACUAGGCACAGCUUCACAGGAGGCCUGCAGUAUUAAGGUAUCAGGGAAGAAGUCUCCUUGAAUACAACACUGUCACUGUGGGCAUGACCACCAGUCCCAAAGAUGUCGUUUUCAGGAACCCUCCCCCACUUUUUUGGAUGAAUCCAAAGACCAGACUUGAGUUUAGGAAAAUGACAUUCAGAGACCAUCCCUCCAUUGGGAGUCAAUAAUUGCUCCUUCACAGUCUCGGAUGUAAUUCCAGGGAGUUCUCCGAGGAAGCUGGUUGGCCCCCAAUAUGCUCCUUGUCAAUUCUCCUUGAUCUGCAACAUGCAUUUAAGAAGCUAGAGGGAAAAUAUUUUGUGCACUUAAGAAUAGUGGACUUCAGUUUAAUUUAAAGUUAUUUUGAUAAUAUUUAACUUGUGUUUAUAUUAUGUAACUAUUUGGUGUGAGUGCAGACAUGUCCGUGUCACCUCUGAGUCUGUUCAGAAUUAGAACAAGUGACAACUCACACUGGAGAACCACAGCCUGUCUUCGGGUGGUGAACUGCAGCCUGGUGACCCCUGUGGGAGAGUACAAGUGUGGUUCUGCCUAACGCAUUUGUAUAUAUCCACCAGGCUAUUUAGAGAACGUGGUUCUGAUGGCUGUUGUGUAUCUGCAGUACCACUGGACCCUCGCUCUUCACCCGCUGGCAAAUGUAUAAGGUUAGAAUGGACUUUGAGAUUUAUUUGGUAGAAAGAAAAGUAGGGACCUUACUGCCAUGUUCUAUGUCUUAAUAUUUAACUUAUUCCAAGAUCUAUUCCACACCGCUAAACAUAUAGAAAAGAUGUGUAAUCAACCCUGUGAAAUGAGACUGUCUCAGAAUUCAGCAUUGGCAAUAUUCUAAAGGGCUACGCAACUUUAAAAGAAGUGGAUUUUGUAUUCAGAGUUCAAGUUAACUGUUUGACUCAUGUUGACUUAAUUUAAAAAUCCUUAAAGGAAAUUGAUGGUUAUAAGAGAUAUUAUUCCCCUGGCUUAAAGACAGAAAAAGCCAAAACCUGUUAGCAAUUAUUUCAACUUUAAAAAAAUUACUUAAAAGUUGUCUCUGCUUAAGGAGAGAUGUAUCUUUCAAGCUUUUUUGUUACUGAGAUGUUCAACAUUCUAAUUUCCCCAAAUGGAAAAAAAUUUGUAUGCAAUGUUUUCUAUGAUUUAAUAAAAAUAUACAGCAUACCUUUUGUUUAAAGGGCAAAUAUUUA